Molecule: messenger RNA, 804 nt
Organism: Aureobasidium musti
Lineage: Eukaryota; Fungi; Ascomycota; Dothideomycetes; Dothideales; Saccotheciaceae
Source: the annotation of a GenBank genome assembly
AUGACGCUCUAUCACGCUUACGCUCCCAAUCCGACGAACCGCAAGAACAACAUUGGCGAAAUGCAGACGGAGCUGAGCACAAACAUGAAGCUCAGAACGUCAACGACUUUACUGUCAACACUCUGGCACGAUCGCGUCAAUGCAGACUUUGAGAUUGUUUGCGGAGCGUACAGACUCAAGGUGCAUAAACUCUUGCUUCGAAACUACUCCGACGCGCUCGCUCGAGUUGCAGACAACAAAUCAUUCAAGGAAGGCAAAGCUGGACGGCUCACACUACUUCCCAACCCGUAUCAGAAGAAGGAUCACGACCCGAACGAAGGCGAUGAUCCUGAAAUGGUCCGGGAAAUGAUACACUUCUUCUACCACCUCGAGUUCUCCGACAUCAACAAGAUCAAGACGACUCCUAAGGCUUGCGAUCUCCUCUUCUUGGCGCGGAUGUGGACGAUUGCCGACAAAUACUUCGUUGACGAAUUAAAGAAGUAUGUGGUGACGCUGUUCGAAGGGAUCGCCAACGCGUUUCGUGAGAGUUCGACGACACACGACUGCAUGAACGACGAUUUCGAGUCCACACUGAGAUACGUUUACGCCAAUCCUGAUGACGAGCUGUUCGAAAUUCAAGGUCUGCAGCUCGUACUGGCAAAAGUCCUUGCCGAUAUGGAUGCGCGAAAAUGCUUCGCUACGGACGCACUGUAUGUCGAUGUUGAUGGACAGCUUAAGCACACCAAUGGCCGCUUCAGAAAUUGGAUCAGGGAUAUACCGGAGCUGGCAGCGCAUAUCUGCCUCAUCCAAGGUGGAGGCGUUUGA